Xylona heveae TC161 is the source of this 1346-nucleotide messenger RNA. Its product is annotated as ubiquitin carboxyl-terminal hydrolase-like protein isozyme L5. The record is from RefSeq and is a predicted model, not a curated record. NCBI's taxonomy places the organism in Eukaryota, Fungi, Ascomycota, Xylonomycetes, Xylonales, Xylonaceae. The transcript has 5 exons. Gene Ontology annotation, molecular function: cysteine-type deubiquitinase activity. The coding region runs from base 1 to 1068 and encodes 355 amino acids. Gene Ontology annotation, biological process: ubiquitin-dependent protein catabolic process; protein deubiquitination. Gene Ontology annotation, cellular component: cytoplasm.
AUGGGAGCCCCAAUUUACGCUCAUUACCGAGACUCGCGCGCACAAUUCCUUGCCUACAAAUCCCCGACUUUGAAAGGAUCAAGAAAGAAAAAGCACAUCAACAUCGAAGCGGUGGUCUUAAGGGAAAUGGAUAAAGGAGUUUUCACAUACUUGGUAGACAAUCUUGGAGUGAAGGAUGUCCAGUUUGAAGAGCUGAUAGCUCUCGACGCUGAUUCUCUGCGCGAGAUCAGUGGCAAUCGUUGCUCAUCAAUGGAAAGCCCAGUUUAUGGUGUCAUUUUCCUCUUCAAAUACCCUACCGGCGAGACAAGGAGAGACACUCCGCAGAAGGGAACAUUUGAUUCUGAAGCUGCUGAAAAUAUCUUUUUUGCGGCCCAAACAAUUCAAAAUGCUUGCGGCACGCAGGCAUUGCUCUCGGUGCUUCUCAACAAAGAUGGGGCUAUCGACAUUGGUUCCCAGAUGAGAGAUUUCAAAGAGUUUACAAACGCUUUCCCCUCAGACCUACGAGGAGAAGCGCUUUCCAACUCUGAACUUAUUCGUGACGUGCACAAUUCAUUUGCACGCUCAUCCCCUUUCGUUGACGAGACACAGCGUGCCGCGACCGAAGACGAUGAUGUCUACCACUUCAUCGCUUACACACCUAUUAAUGGCAGCCUCUAUGAACUCGAUGGGCUUCAGCCCGCCCCUAUCUCACAUGGUCCUUGCACCUUUGAUGAAUUUCCAGACAAGGUCAUCCCAGUAUUGCAGGAGCGAAUUGGGCGAUAUCCUGCCACUGAGAUACGUUUCAACCUGCUUGCCAUGGUGCGAGAUCUGCGGAUCCGGGCCAAGGAGAUUGGAGAUCAUGAAGGACUCGUUCGCGAAGAGCACAAACGUACUGCUUGGCAGUGGGAAAAUGCUCUCCGACGCCAUAAUUUCCUUGGGUUUACAACGGAAAUCCUUAAAGGCGUAGUGAGAUCGAAGCUCCAGGAAAGCGGAACGAGCUACGAUGAAUGGGUCCAGAAUGCCACGAGCAAGACAGAAAAUCGGCUUAAGGAUCGACGAGGUGGAAGCGGAUCUGCGGAGGGUUUCUAAGCCCGGGGUUGUCUUGGUCGGUUUCGAGAUAGGGUGCACCUCGCAUGUAUAGUACUUUGGGUAUUCUCCGAAUCGCAUCGGCGGGCGUCUGGAAUGCGUGAUGACACCGUAUAUCACGAUACAUGGACUUUUUAUUUAAUUCUAUUUUGACCGUUUUCUCUAUCCAAAGAACAUUGGAGAUAGAACAUUUGGUUAUUGUUCGUACGACAGCAUGUACCCGACUUUACCAUGGGCACGAUUUUAGAUCAUCGCAAGCCCAAAACAGGAAAUCAUGAACA